AUGAAUAUUAACACCACGAACAUUAACAACGAUAAUAUUCACGACAGCAACCCUACGUCCCCAACCAUGAGCAUCAAUAAUCUUAUUAGUCCUAGCAAUUCGAACAAUAAUAACACAAAUCAUAACAUGAGUAACAAUACAGACAUUGGAACAAACACGACAAACCUGAUGGGUAGUCCACCACGUCGUCCAAGUAAUAGUCCUCAAUUCCUAGACCCUCUAGCCACACCACGUUCUUUUCUUCGUAAUAAUAGUACCUCUGCUACGCCCAGUCUUAUAGCCACGCCACCUCCACCUUUUAAAUAUCCACUUCCUCUUACAAACAGUCAAAAUAAUAAAGACAAUGUUCAGAAUGCUAACGUCAGUGGGAAUGCUGACAAUAUUUUUGUUGGUUCACCCAUGCUUACGAAUUCUCCAUAUUAUGACGCUAGAACAAGCAUGGCCAGCACUGUUUCUAGUGCUGCAAAUCUCAAGUUGGAUGAUAAAUUAAGGUAUUGGAGGCAUGAUGCUUAUUUGAAGAAUUUGUAUGAAACUGCAGCGUUUUGGGGGAAUAAAGUUAUGACCAUUACGGGCGAUUCAAGUGAUAUAUUUUGGUUAGCACAAAUAUAUUAUAAUAUGGGACAAUAUGUUAGAGCUCAAAAAUUAAUCUGGAAACUAAUGGAUACUAGUGUCGCUUGUAGAUUUUUAGCUGCAAAGUGUUGCAUCAAACAGGAAAAAUAUCAGGAAGCAUUAGAACUUUUAGGUGAAGAGAACCCUUUUGUUGAUGAUGGCUAUAGAUUAAUAGUAAAAAAUACGGAAGGAGGCAUUCAGCUCGAAGCGUCUAUGUGUUAUCUACGCGGUUAUGCAUUCUCCCAACAAGCCAAUCUUGACUGUGCAAAAAGAUGCUUCAAGGAGGCAUUAGAAUUGGAUGUAAAAUGCUAUGAGGCAUUCCAUGAAUUGAUCGGGAAUCACAUGAUGACAGCAAACGAAGAAUGGGACUUUAUUACUAAAUUAAAGUAUGAUGAACAACUGGACAGGGAGGAAGCGGAAUUCGUGAAAAUGAACUACAUAUCAAUGCUCAACAAGUAUGAGCAUCUUCCGGAAAUCAAAGCAGCACGACAUGAAUUGGAGUCUUGGCGAUUAUCAAAUAAUGUCGAUGUGUUAUUAAGUCACGCGGAAGAGUUGUAUACGCAGUGUAGAUUCAAAGAGUGCUUUGAAAUUACAUCAAAGAUUCUUGAAUCCGAUACUCACAAUCCAAAGUGUCUUCCAAUCCAUAUUGUUUGUCUUCAUGAAUUGCGGGAGAAGAAUAAAUUAUUUUUAUUAGCCCAUGAACUUGUGGAACAUUCGCCGGAUAUGCCGGUAACAUGGUUCGGAGUUGGAUGUUAUAACUAUUUAGUAGGAAAAAAUGAUGAGGCUAGAAGAUAUUUUAGCAAGGCAUCGACUAUGGAUUCACAUUACGGGCCCGCAUGGAUAGGAUUUGGUCAUUCAUUCGCUGUGGAAUCAGAGCAUGACCAGGCCAUAACAGCUUAUUCCACGGCAGCAAAAUUAUAUGAAGGUUCACAUAUCCCAAGUCUCUUCAUUGGUAUGCAACAUCUUCAAGCAAAUAAUAUUUUGUCUGCUGAUGAAUAUUUGUCAACAAGCUCCAAACUUUGUGAAGGAGACCCCUUAGUGUAUAACGAAUUGGGUGUAAUGUUUUAUCAAAAGUCCAAAUAUGCUGAUGCUAUUGAUAAUUUUAGGAGAGCUUUAAUAUUAGUAGAUGAGACUAAAUGUAGGCCACAGAUAUGGGAAACUACUUGGAUGAAUCUUGGACACGCAUUUAAAAGGAUGGGGCAAGUCGAUCUGGAUGCUGCUAUUAAUUACUUUCAGAAGGUUACAACUAUGACCACACCAAGUCCAAGCGCACUAACAGCUAUCGGGUACUGUUAUCACGUGAAAGAAGAAUACGAAGAAGCGAUCCUGUAUUAUCACGAGGAUUUACUUGAACGUUGUCUCGAGGAGAUGAUACUUUUUGUAAAUGAAGAAAAAGAAAAUGAGAGAGUGUAA
This is a messenger RNA of Funneliformis mosseae, 2022 nucleotides long. The record is from the annotation of a GenBank genome assembly. NCBI's taxonomy places the organism in Eukaryota, Fungi, Glomeromycota, Glomeromycetes, Glomerales, Glomeraceae.